UACAGGUACAGCUGUAACUGAACACCUCAUAGCAGGUAGCGAGCGUAUAAAAGCCAUGACAAGAAAAACAGAAAGUCUUGUGAAUUACUUCAGUUGAAUUCUUCUCUGAAAGAGACAUUCUCAAGAAUUUGGAUCACGGUACUCCUUUCUCUUCUUCCGUGGAAACUUCUCCAGUGACAGAGCAGACACACGUGGAAUUGCUUUUACCUUAAGCAGGUAACAAACGCAUAUAGCUUAACAGGUAACCAGCUUGGUGUGAAAUCACAUUGCGCCUGCACUAAAGAUGCAGUCCAGUUUCCUGUCUGCGUGGCAUCUCAGCUUCAUGGUGGCAGUGCUGGCAGGGAGCUGCUGCUGUCAAGCUCUCAAGCCAACGAGAUACCCACUCUUCACCGACAAGCCUUUCCUCCUGGCCUGGAACGCACCCACACAGAACUGCAAGCCCCAAUACGGGGUGCCCCUCAACCUGGCAGUGUUUGAUGUGGUGGCCUCCACCAACGAAGGCCUAGUGGGACAGAAGCUCACCAUCUUCUACAAAACCCUUUUGGGACUUUACCCCUAUUACACCGACGAGGGGGUUGCCAUCAACGGGGGGCUGCCCCAGCUCGCCAACCUCAGGGAUCAACUGGCUAAGAUGCCAGAAGGGCUGGACAGAUACAUCCCAGAGCACAGAUCAGAGGGCCUGGCUGUGAUCGACUGGGAGGAGUGGAGGCCCCAGUGGGCCCGCAACUGGGGUGCCAAAAACAUUUACCGCAACGUCUCGUGCUCCAUGAUCGCCCAGAAGAACGUGCACUGGACUGCUGACCAGGUGGAGGGCGUCGCCCAGGAGGAGUUUGAAGCUUCUGCCAAGCAGUUCAUGCUGCAGACCAUAAGGACGGCCAAGAGCCUGCGGCCCAACCGGCUCUGGGGCUACUACCUCUUCCCAGACUGCUACAACCACGACUACAAGAACAGCCUGAAGGACUACACUGGCCGCUGCCCCGACGUGGAGAUCAGCCGCAACGACCAGCUGGAUUGGCUGUGGGAGGAGAGCACAGCCCUCUACCCCUCCAUCUACCUGGACCCCAUGCUGCGUUCCUCUGAGCAGGCACGCCAGUUUGCACGCAACCGGAUAGUGGAGGGCACGAGGCUGGCAUCGGUGGGGCAGGGGCUGGCACGACCGGUUUUCGUCUAUGCGCGGCCUUUCUACAAUGGUGGGAUGCAGCUAAUGAGCAAGAUGGACCUGGUCUAUACCAUAGGAGAAUGUGCGGCUCUGGGAGCCGCUGGCGUUGUCCUCUGGGGUAAUUUAUCGUACGCCAACAGCACUGCUAGCUGCAGGGUGCUGCAGGGCGCCUUGCAGGGGACGCUGGGGAGCUACCUGCUCAACGUGUCGACGGCAGCGCAGCUCUGCAGCGGCUCGCGGUGCAACCUGAACGGGCGCUGCGUGCGGCUCAACCCCAACACCAACACCUACCUGCACCUGAACGCCCGCAGCUUCCAGAUCACACAGGAGGGGGGCAGCCUGGAGGCGAAGGGGGAGCUGAGCUCCGCUGACAGGGACGACUUCCGGAGGGACUUCAUCUGCCAGUGCUACAGCGGCUACAGCGGGGACUCCUGCGGGGUUCCUAACGGUGCCUGCGGCUUGAGAGUCGCUGUCAUUGACCUGCUGGCUGUGACGUUCCUGCUGGUUAUCCUGCAGAGACACCAGACUGUUUAACUGUGCCAAACGCUGCCUGGAACCUGCUGGCUGUGACGUUCCUGCUGGUUAUCCUGCAGAGACACCAGGCUGUUUAACUGCCUUAAGAGCCUCACCAGGUGAAAGUGUAACCCCCUGUCAGUUCUGCUUUCAAAAAUAGAUAAUAAUAAUUAAAAUAAAUAA
Polyodon spathula (Mississippi paddlefish) is the source of this 1855-nucleotide messenger RNA. RefSeq names its product hyaluronidase-2-like. Gene Ontology annotation, molecular function: hyalurononglucosaminidase activity; hyaluronoglucuronidase activity. Gene Ontology annotation, biological process: hyaluronan catabolic process; carbohydrate metabolic process. Lineage: Eukaryota; Metazoa; Chordata; Actinopteri; Acipenseriformes; Polyodontidae. Bases 284 to 1693 code for a protein of 469 amino acids. The transcript has 4 exons. The record is from RefSeq and is a predicted model, not a curated record.